CUCAUUUCCCUGUAGUGGUAGGGCUGAGGAGGGUUCAGCAAGCGGGCGAGAGACUGAUGUUUCCUAUCUUGAGGAGAUAGAGAGGGAGUGGAGAGGUCAGGGAGGAGAAACUGACUAUCAGACUGGCUGACUGACAGACUGAGUGUAGGCUGCACCACGAUGUUAUGAGGAGAAAGAGGGAGUGUUAGUUUAAAGUGACACGGACUCCCGGGAAGCUGCUGCAGGUUUUAGUGACACACAUAGGCAGGAGCGUGCAGUCACUCUGACUGGGUCCCACACACAUUGUCGUGCACACAUCCACACAGCCCCUCCGACACCCGCCCCGGGACCAGGAGAAGCAGCAGCUCGAACCCCGCCUUCUGCUUACCCCCACCCUCCUCGGGUUAGGGAGCAGACGGGCGGCUCUGAGGUGCGCACCUUGAGUCAGCCAGCCAGCCAGGUUUUGUCCCAGCCAGGUUGCGGUCCAUCGAAGGGGGAAAUCGGCGAGCAGCCUGAAACACCGGAGACAACAAGCUACAGUCGCCCGCCCUCACCAUGGCUUCGACUACAACGUGUACCAGGUUCACGGACGAAUACCAGCUCUUCGAGGAACUUGGAAAGGGAGCAUUCUCGGUGGUGAGGCGAUGCAUGAAAAUCUCGACAGGACAGGAAUACGCUGCCAAAAUCAUCAACACCAAAAAAUUAUCUGCCAGGGAUCACCAGAAGUUGGAAAGAGAGGCUCGGAUUUGUCGACUUCUAAAGCAUCCCAAUAUUGUUCGGCUCCAUGACAGCAUAUCAGAGGAAGGGUUCCAUUAUCUAGUGUUUGAUCUAGUGACUGGAGGAGAAUUAUUUGAAGAUAUUGUGGCCAGAGAGUACUAUAGUGAAGCCGAUGCCAGUCAUUGCAUUCAGCAGAUCCUGGAGGCUGUGCUACACUGCCAUCAGAUGGGUGUGGUCCAUCGAGACCUGAAGCCAGAGAAUCUGCUCCUAGCUAGUAAAUUGAAGGGAGCAGCUGUGAAAUUGGCAGAUUUUGGUUUGGCAAUUGAAGUCCAAGGAGACCAGCAAGCAUGGUUUGGUUUUGCUGGUACGCCAGGGUACCUCUCUCCUGAAGUAUUAAGGAAAGAUCCAUAUGGAAAGCCAGUGGACAUGUGGGCCUGUGGCGUUAUUCUGUACAUACUGUUGGUUGGUUACCCUCCAUUCUGGGAUGAAGAUCAGCACAGGCUUUACCAGCAGAUCAAGGCUGGCGCUUAUGAUUUUCCAUCACCAGAAUGGGAUACAGUGACUCCAGAAGCUAAGGAUCUUAUCAAUAAAAUGUUAACAAUAAAUCCUGCCAAACGGAUCACUGCCUCAGAAGCCCUGAAGCAUCCAUGGAUUUGUCAACGAUCGACUGUUGCUUCUUGUAUGCAUAGACAGGAGACUGUGGAAUGCCUGAAGAAAUUCAAUGCUCGAAGAAAACUGAAGGGGGCUAUUCUCACAACAAUGCUGGCCACAAGAAACUUCUCGGCAGCAAAGAGUUUGAUGAACAAGAAGACGGAUGGAGUUAAGGAGCCCCAAACUACUGUAAUCCACAAUCCUGCUGAUGGAAAUAAGGAAUCCUCAGAAAGUACCAACACCACCAUUGAAGAUGAGGAUGUGAAAGCACGCAAACAAGAAAUUAUUAAAGUGACAGAGCAACUGAUUGAAGCCAUUAACAAUGGAGAUUUUGAAGCCUACACAAAGAUUUGUGACCCAGGCCUCACUGCAUUUGAACCUGAAGCACUGGGUAACUUGGUUGAAGGAAUGGACUUCCACAGAUUUUACUUUGAAAAUGCUUUGUCUAAGAACCACAAGCCAAUUCACACCAUUAUAUUGAACCCUCACGUCCAUCUGAUUGGUGAUGAUGCAGCCUGCAUAGCAUACAUCCGCCUCACACAAUAUAUCGAUGGCAGUAGCCUGCCAAAAACUAUGCAGACCGAGGAAACCAGAGUCUGGCAUCGCCGUGAUGGGAAGUGGCAAAAUGUUCACUUCCACCGCUCGGGAGCCCCAUCUGUAUCUGUCAAUUAAAAGAGCUGGUGCCACUGCUGGAUUCUCAGCACUCAUUGUGGACUGGAAGAUCACAAUCACAUCCUACGCACUUCCAGUCUAUUUUAAAGCAUGUUUCUGAAUGCAUGAAGCUCUGACGGUGCACUUGUGACAUGUCCUUUACUGUUUAUUCCAUCCGUAAUUUUUUGUUUACACAUCAUGGGAAGAAAUGUUACAAGAAGAUCGAAACCAAAGGAAGGAAAAAUGUUGAAAGUACUUAUUAACCCUUCAUUUAUGCCAGGUUUCUUAACUUGUUAUUAUUGUAAACGUUUAAAUAAAAUUGUAUUUUUUCUGGAUUACAAAUAUUUUAAAAGCUACUGUACCCCCCUUAAUCUGUAUAAGAAAACAUUGUAAGUGGCCCAUUUUCAUUUUCUGAGUAUAGAAAUACUUUUGUAAUAUAUAUAUAGAGGAGGAUGUCCUUAAGGUGGCAGGGCACUGUUCCAUGCAGUUCCAAAACUUGUUUUACAAGCUGGAAUUAUCCAGUCAGGGCUGGCUGUAUCAGCCUAGAAAGCAACAACUACUACAGUAGCUGAACAGCCUUUUUCAUUCUUUUCUUUUUCCCGCUGAAACAUAUGGGAAAAUAUCUUUUUAAAACAAAAAUAAAUUUUGAUGUGCUAGUGCUACUACUAGUCUUUUAUUUGUUGUAUUUCAUAUGUGUCAUCUAGAAUUAAUUUUAAGUUGAUACUUUAUUCAGUUUGGGUGCAAUACAUUUCAGAAAAUCAAGCUUGCUUUCAUUAUAGUGAUGUGAAGAUUGUGAUUUGAGUCAAUGCUUAUUGCUUUGGUGGGAAUAGAGCUUAGAAUUUUGUGAACUAUGUUAAUCUGCUUGCUAGUAGCGAUUCAUAGUAUCCAAUUUAACAAAGAAACACAAGACUUUGGAAUUUAAACACCGAAUAUAGUGGAUCUCUGUGAUGUACAUGCAUCAUUUAUAUAAGAAUUUCCUUGCCUAGGCAGCUGAUCAAACAAACUCAAAUCAUUUUUAACUUGUUAUUUUUCUCUUAUGGACACGGGGAUUGAUGCUUUUGUCAUCCGUGAUAAAUUGAUUAUUGAUACUUGGUGAACUGGAUGAUUUUUGCUUCUGCUUCUGUAUAUUUGUGAGAUGUUCUUGUAAAAGAUUCAAGUUACCAGAUAUGUCCUUUUUCUUUUUGGAGGGAUGAUUCCUUCCUUUAAAAUGCUUGUUUCUUCGCUGUUGUAUACUUAUACUGCAGUGCUGAAUAGUGCAUGGAAUCUCGUUUAGUGUUUUCAGUGAUUGUGGCAGCCAUCAGACUCUCUUUCUGUGGUCAGUUCCUGGCAGAAUUCAUUUAUUUAUAUUGUGUGUUUGUUAGUCACCCAAAAAAUAAUACAGUUAGCUGCUGUUACUGUUAAAUAGAUGGCAAUAAAGUCUACCCAUUACAUGGAUUCAGAAAUUGUGUUUAAAUAAGCAUGUAUAUUUAUGGGCCAUAUUAAUCUGCCAAUAAGAUCUAUGAAAAAUAGAAAUAUCUUGAUUUUUUUUUUGGUGAUUGGCUGUAGUAACAUAAGUGUAUUGAAAUCUAUAUAUGUAAUCUUGAAAUUUUAAUACCACAAAUGGUGUUAAAGUAGUAUUAAAGAUCAAGUCUGUCUUCCAUGCCCAAUUCUGAAGAGCGGUGAUUGGUUUUUCCACCACAAUUGAAAUGAUGCUUAACUUCUGUUAUUCUGCAAAGCUGCUGUUUAUCAUGGGACACAGUGUACAGAGUUCUUGCCAUAAUGGUAAAUGAUUGAUAUAUUAAAACAAAAUAAAUUUGUGAUUAUUUCUCCUGA
Messenger RNA from Carcharodon carcharias (great white shark), 3810 nucleotides. Its product is annotated as calcium/calmodulin-dependent protein kinase type II subunit delta. Lineage: Eukaryota; Metazoa; Chordata; Chondrichthyes; Lamniformes; Lamnidae. Gene Ontology annotation, biological process: protein phosphorylation. Gene Ontology annotation, molecular function: ATP binding; calmodulin binding; calcium/calmodulin-dependent protein kinase activity. The record is from RefSeq and is a predicted model, not a curated record. Bases 535 to 2019 code for a protein of 494 amino acids. Gene Ontology annotation, cellular component: neuron projection; cytoplasm. The transcript is spliced from 19 exons.